This is a messenger RNA of Nerophis lumbriciformis (worm pipefish), 3955 nucleotides long. It is a transcript of the gene snx29, whose product is annotated as sorting nexin 29. The record is from RefSeq and is a predicted model, not a curated record. Gene Ontology annotation, molecular function: phosphatidylinositol binding. NCBI's taxonomy places the organism in Eukaryota, Metazoa, Chordata, Actinopteri, Syngnathiformes, Syngnathidae.
CGCUUCCGGUUUUUGCAAUGUCACACAGGCUGUAGUGAGUGAACACGCUAUAAAAAAAUACUAUCAGCAUUAUUAGUGGAGGGGGGAAACAAACUUACUUUUCGUGCUCGGCAUUGUGUGUAACACUCACACUUGUAUGUCCACCCGUGGAAGUCGCUCAUCCCCGGCUACUGAGUCACCACCGGCAGGCCUCUCCUCUCACCGACCGAGCAUCGCUGCUGGAGCCGCGUUGGGGUGUGCCAAGCUCGGCCACGGAGGCAGCAUGGGUCCGGCCCCUCGCUAGCUGCGGUGGUGGAUGACUAGCAGCUACACUGUCAUGAAGCAGCAUCCAGCUUGAAUGUUACUGCGCCUCAACUUUUGUUGUCACAAUGAACGGCACUCUGCAGAGUGACGCCAAAAGACAGAACCUCCUGGAGAGGCUGUUGGAUGCUGUUAAACAAUGCCAAAUCCGCUUCGGAGGAAGGAAAGAAAUCGCAACAGACUCAGACAGCAGGGUGAUAUGUCUUUGCGCCCAGCUUGAAGCCGUGCUGCAGCAUGGCUUGAGAAAGAGCAGAGGUCUUGCACUCACCGCCGCCGCCAUCAAGCAGGCUGCUGGCUUUAGCAGCAAGGCGGAAACAGAGUUCACCUUCUGGUUCUACGUGAAGGAGCAUCUCAACAGGCACGAGCUCCAGCGCUUCUACUCACUCCGUCAUAUCACCUCCGAGCUCGGCAGGGGUCGCGCCUGGCUGCGCUGCGCACUUAACGAGCACUCAUUGGAGCGCUACCUGCACACGCUGCUGGCUGACCGACUGCGCCUCGGUACUUACUAUGAAGAAUGGGCUUUUAUGCUCGAUGAAGAGAGGGCCAGCAUGCUUCCCACCAUGGCUGCAGGUUUGAACUCUAUCCUCUUUGCCAUCAACAUCGACAACAACGACUUGAACGGAGGACCGACAAGAGUAGGCGCCUCCUCCAUGACGCACCUCCUCAAGGAGUCCACGCAGGGUAUUGGCAGCCUGUGGAAGGAGUCCACACAAGGGGUUAGCAGCCUGCUUCGAGAGAUCAGCACCGCCACUGCUGUGGUUCCGGGCUUUAGUCCCAGAGUGGACGGACCCUCUGACCCACUGCCUGUCAUGCCGCGAAGCUCCUCGGCUGAUUCAGGGCUGAGGAGGGAGCGGCGGAGAAAGAAGAAGAUCACAAACAUCAUUUCCUUUGAUGAUGACCUGGAUGGAGGGGCUGAGGAUGAAGAGGAGGGUGAGGAGGACUUCCAGAAAAAUGUUGGGAUGAUGAUUAAGAGGCAAACAAGUCCUGUUCAGAGCAGCGUGGAGGAAGGGAUAGAUCUCCUUGAGCCGUCGUUCUCUGGUUCUCCUUCUCAAAACGGGCUGGCCGACCCAGGUUCAUUGAGUUGGGUGGGGUCACCCCAUCCUUCUCGUAUGCCACACAUGCCAGACCGUAAGAAUAUAGAUAACGAGGAGGAAGAGGAAGAAGAGGACGCGGAAGAGGAGAAGUACGAACCUAGAGCACACAUCCAGGAAGAAAAGCGGAACAAUGACCAGAUGGUGGUGGGAAGUCUGCCUAGCGUGUCCACGUGGAGCCCCGUGCAGGGGCUGACGGACCACAGUACCGCGGACAUCCUCAUCCCCCUCAACUCUGCAACCCCCCAGCCAGUCAACUCGGUGGAGGACUCGGCGGCCUUUCCUGCUCAGUGUGAGUCAACAGCACCUGUGGAGAACUGUGAUAGCCUAAGAUCACGGCUACCGCCAAAUAUGGAGUCCAGUGCUUUGGCGCUGUCUGUUCCACUCAGCAGCAGGCUGCCAGCAUCUGAUCUGCCAGAGUCCAUGACAGUCGUGGAGCUGCGUCAGGCCAUUGUUGCCAUGAUGAACAGGAAAGACGAGCUGGAGGAACAGAGUGGGUCUCUUCGCAGUCUUCUGGAUGGGGAAAUGGAGCAUUCAGCCUGUCUGAGGCAGGAAACCGAGCUGCUGAAGAAGAAGCUGGCUGAGCUAGAAGAGAGACACACGGCUAAGGUCCAGGCACUGGCCAGGGUUUGUUGUAAGUGCGUGUUGGAUGAAUCCUUCGUCAGACCAGAGGGGCAAGGCGAGAAGGCAGUCCGUGGGCAAGCAAGUGGUCGGGGGCUGGAGAGAAGCAACGAGGUCCGUGUCCAAGCAGGGGUCGAGGAUCGAAGGAGGCAGUCCAAAAUCCAGAGAGGAGUCGAGGCACGCAGCUCGAUCACGGGGAACAGGAAAGGCACUGCGGGGAACACAGAGGACAUAAGACAUGGGAAUUGGGAAGUCACAGAGAGAGAGCAAGUACGCAGAAGGGAAGCCAGAGACGGGAUGCUUACUACAAGGAGUGAACUACGUUCCGGCGCUGGAUCUUCGUGUCCGCUGGUCUUUAUGCUGUCUGUCUUCAUUAGUCCCAGGUGCGAGGAUUACUGAUUGCCUGCAGCUUUUCCGGCGCGCGGUGGAGGUGCCGGCCAAGCCUGCAGCAGAAGGCAUGAGGGAUUGCGCAUGCACCGUGACAGUAAUGCCAACAAUCUGUCCUGACUCCUGACGAAAAUAUUGCUGCGAAACUUUACAAAUUCAUUUGGCUAAUCGACAUCAGUAAAUUGUGGCAUAAUUACUUAGUAAACCAUCUUGCAAAUAGCAUAAACAAGAGAAACCUACAGCGUAGGACUCGUCGAUUGACAUUUGAAGUUCCUUGGAGUAGGAUUCUGGCAACCUCAGUUAUGGAGAGUGGGAGGGGACUACAUAAUUUUGACUGUGAUUGCAGUACCAUUUCUGGCCACAUUACUACAUAUGGCACCUUUAAUAUUGAAAUUGCAUUUUUAACAUGUGUGCAAAAACAGUUUAUAAAGAACAAUUCCUUACUCUUCGCUGCCACACACCACCGCUUUCAUGUAAGCUCUAAUGCAGCAGUCGUGGAGAAACUAUGCAUGCGCAUUUAUAGUUCCAGGCACUCAAUGCGGUCUGGAUCAAUUUGAUUUAGUUUUAAUCAUUAAUCGAUUAGUUGAAGCAACACAAUAUUAGUCAAAGCUUUUUUCUCAUCGAAUUAAUCGAUUCACUCGAUUCACCCUAGUGUGAAAAUAGUCUCACACAACAACAAAAAAAUCCUGAUUACAAUUAUGUUGCACUAUUACAGUGUUAUUGUUUUUGCACUAUUUACCGUUUGGACUCAGGUCGAGUUAUACUGCAAAAUAUAAACUAUGCCUUUAUUUAUUGUUUGUUUUACUACCCGUCUCGCAGCAUUGCCAUAUCAAGAUAUCAUUGUUAUUGUGAGCCAUGUAUCACAAAUAUGACAUAGUGAGGUUCCUUUGGAUUCCUUAGUUAUCACUAGUUUUAGAUUAGUAGUAAAGGACUGGCUGAAGGUGUUAAGGAAGUCAUUGUAUUGCUAAAAGCGUGUCAUAGAAAUGAGUACAAUGUGUUUUGAACAAAUCUAAACUCGAGUGUCAAAUCAGGAGAGUGACAGAAGGAAGUUUAACAAGGUGAAAACAAUCCAGUCUACAUUCUAUACCUGAGCUCAAAACAAGGCCAACUCAUAGAUUUUCAAUUACAUUGAGGUCUGGCUUCUGGUUGGGUUGUCUCCAAUCUUACAUUUUCCUCUGGCAAUUAAGUCAUUCUUUUGUCGAUUUCUUUGAAUGCCAGGGGUUAUUGUCACGAUGAUAGAUUAAAUUCCUGUUGUGUUCAGCUUCCUAGCACAUCUGAAGGUUACACAGUUCUGAAACUAAACCACAAAAAUAUUUGCUUCACCAGGAAGAAAUGACAGUGUUGAAAGGGCCCAGGCAGUGUCCAGACCUAAAUCAUUUGGCAUAGAAACAUUUAUUCUAAAGUAUCCCAGACCUAUAUCCAAAAGGAUUAAGGGCCUGAUUUACUAAAGGUUUUUGCGUGCACUAAAACACGUGCAAACCUGAUGGCACAAGCAAAGCUGAUUUACUAAACGUGUGCAAAGUGGAUUGCAUCUGUUAAGUGAGCAGAAUAAUGCG